This is a messenger RNA of Alosa alosa (allis shad), 2175 nucleotides long. It is a transcript of the gene mstnb, whose product is annotated as myostatin b. NCBI's taxonomy places the organism in Eukaryota, Metazoa, Chordata, Actinopteri, Clupeiformes, Clupeidae. The record is from RefSeq and is a predicted model, not a curated record. The transcript has 3 exons. The coding region runs from base 61 to 1185 and encodes 374 amino acids. Gene Ontology annotation, molecular function: cytokine activity; growth factor activity. Gene Ontology annotation, cellular component: extracellular region. Gene Ontology annotation, biological process: SMAD protein signal transduction.
CAGUGCUGAUAACCUCGGGUAUAAACUUGUAUCAACUGGAUCCUAACGAAGUGAUAGAACAUGCAUUUUGCACGACUUCUGAUUUCUGUGUGUUUUUUAAUUGCACUAGGUCCAGUGGGUUAUGGUGAGAUCACAACGCACCACCAGACUUCAGUUGCGUCGGAGGACAGUGAGCAGUGCACAACAUGUGAGUUUAGACAGCAGAGCAAGCUCAUGAGGUUACAAGCCAUCAAGUCCCAAAUUCUGAGUAAACUUCGGCUCAAACAAGCGCCCAACAUCAGCCGAGAUGUUGUCAAACAGUUACUACCAAAGGCACCUCCACUCCAGCAACUCCUUGACCAGUACGAUGUUCUUGGAGAUGAUAACAGGGACGGCGUUAUGGAAGAUGAUGAUGACCAUGCCACCACAGAGACAAUCAUGACCAUGGCCACCGAGCCGGAUCCCAUCGUCCAAGUGGAGCGGAAACCCAAGUGUUGCUUUUUCUCCUUCAGCCCGAAGAUUCAACCCAGCCGCAUCGUGAAAGCGCAGCUUUGGGUGAACUUGAGACCAGCCGAUGAGGAUACCACUGUAUUCCUUCAAAUAUCGCGAUUAAUGCCAGUCAAGGACGGAAACAGGCAUAGAAUCCGAUCGUUGAAAAUUGACGUGAAAUCAGGGACCAAAUCAUGGCAAAGCAUAGAUGUCAAACAGGUUUUGACUGUGUGGCUGAAACAACCAGAGACCAACUGGGGUAUCGAGAUCAACGCGUACGACGCAAAGGGAACCGACUUAGCUGUCACCUCUGCAGAAGCCGGAGAUGAAGGACUGCAACCUUUCAUGGAGGUGAAAAUCUCUGAAGGCCCCAAGAGGUCCAGACGGGAUUCUGGACUAGACUGCGAUGAAAACUCGCCAGAGUCUCGCUGCUGCCGGUACCCUCUCACCGUGGACUUUGAAGACUUUGGCUGGGACUGGAUUAUCGCCCCCAAGCGUUACAAGGCCAAUUAUUGCUCAGGCGAGUGUGAGUACAUGCACCUGCAGAAGUACCCCCACACCCACCUGGUGAACAAGGCCAACCCGCGGGGCACGGCCGGACCCUGCUGUACCCCCACCAAGAUGUCCCCCAUCAACAUGCUGUACUUCAACAGGAAAGAGCAGAUCAUCUACGGCAAGAUUCCGUCCAUGGUGGUGGACCGCUGCGGCUGCUCCUGAGUAAGCAAACUCACUGCCAGUCUCAUCCUUCUCCUGGACUUCUGAAAAUAAUCACUUUAACCAUUUACCAGUGCUUUCUUACACUGUGCAAUAGAGCCAGAAACCACAACAAGGAUGCUCACCCAUUUGCCGAGCAUAAGUGUCACAUGGAUAUACUGAUGGAAUGUCAUAGAGUUGGACUUGGGAAUGGACAUAGAAAACAAACAAGAGAAAAUUUGACGACAUUCAAUGACAAACCUUUUUUUUCUCUUCAAUCUGCUUGAUGUUUUUAACUGUCCCUCACAUACAUGCUGUAUACAUUCUCUUGUGUGCAUCUCUCUUACAUGUCACACUCAUUUUGUAAUAUCCAUAUUUUUGCAAGUAUGGCUGUCAGUGCCAGAUGGCCAUGCUAACCUAUUAAGGCAAUAUUUUUUAGGACAUUUUUGAGUGAAAUGGAGAGGGACUCAAGAACAUUUGACUAGAGCUGGAGAUCCUAUCUGAAGAGAUCCAUCUGGCAAACAGAACCGGGUCUCAUGUACAUUGCCAUAAAUGCCACACUCAGUUCAUUCAAUUCGUCCUGAUUAUAGCUUUACCAUUACUCAACUGCUUGAACUUCCCUACACACUUGAAUUAUUAUAUAAUUAUAUAUGUGUAUAUAUAUAAAUAUAAAUCAGCAUUACUGGGCAGAAGGACUUGAACCAGAGGCACUACGAAUGCAGUCUACACAUAUAUAUGUAUGUGUAACAAAAGCAGAGGUAUAUGAAAAGAAUGAAUGUUUAAACCAUGCUUAAACUCUGUCUUUCAAACAACACAGUUUGCACUAUGGCAGACCAAUAGAGAUAAUUGGUUGCUAAAAAGUUGUAAAAACUGAUUUUGAUAUGUUUGCUAAUUGUACUAUAUGCCAUUGUUUCCAGUAGCUGUUUACUUUUUUAACCUCUGUUAGUAAAUGUAUAAGACCACAACCUAGCAAGAAGUGCACAAUAUCAAAUCUAUAUAUCUGUUAAACAAAUA